UCGUCGUGAAUAUAAACGAUUUUCUUCAGAUUUGAUGUGGUUUUAAGUGGUAUUUAUCGAAGAAAAUGUAUGAAAGUGGAUUUACAAAGCACAGGAAAUCCGUUUAUUAAUAGAGGAAACCGCAAUGUGUCUUGAAUGACAAAAAUAUAGGUUUGAAUUUAUAGAUUUAUAAUGUGGCCUUCAUGAUUUUAGUGGUAAAGAAAAUAGAACAGAUUUUUAGUAAAGCGUUUUGAGAGUAAAAUGACUUUAUCUUUUGGAAAAUUGAACAAUGUUGCAUCUAAAUACACAGAAGCCUUCGCCGCUCCCCUUCCCCCGGAGCGACGCCGAGCCCCCAGCCGUCCCCGUCCCGCGCGCAGUAUUGGAAUGGUGGAGGAGGCGGCGGCACGAGGCGUCAAAGGAGGACCUCCGAGCGAAGGCGACGAAGAAGCUCCUCUCAGCGCCCGCCUCUCCCUGGCUCUCCUCUCCUUGGCUCCCGGCCGUGCCCUGCUGCCUCUCCUCCCCGUCGCCCCCGCGUCGGCUGGUCGUCGCAAAAUGCCCAACAUCAAGAUCUUCUCGGGGUCGUCCCAUCCCGACCUGGCGCAGAGGGUCGUGGAUCGCCUGGGCAUCGAUCUGGGGAAGGUCGUCACCAAGAAGUUCUCCAAUCUGGAGACCUGUGUGGAGAUUGGGGAGAGCGUCCGCGGCGAAGAUGUGUACAUCGUGCAGAGCGGUUGUGGGGAGAUCAACGACAAUCUCAUGGAGAUGCUCAUCAUGAUCAAUGCAUGCAAAAUCGCCUCUGCAGCCCGAGUAACGGCAGUCAUUCCAUGUUUCCCUUAUGCUAGACAAGACAAGAAGGAUAAGGAACAGGUGGCAUAUAGGCCUCUAUCGCGAGCCCCAAUUUCUGCCAAACUUGUUGCCAACAUGCUCUCCGUGGCUGGUGCUGACCACAUCAUCACCAUGGACCUCCAUGCCUCUCAGAUCCAAGGCUUCUUCGAUAUUCCUGUCGAUAAUCUUUACGCCGAGCCUGCAGUCCUCAAGUGGAUUCGGGAGAACAUACCGGAGUGGGGGAAUUCCAUUAUAGUAUCGCCUGAUGCUGGCGGUGCCAAAAGAGUCACUUCUAUAGCUGACCGACUUAACGUAGAGUUUGCCUUGAUUCACAAAGAGCGCAAGAAAGCCAAUGAGGUGGCUUCGAUGGUGCUGGUUGGAGACGUGAAGGACCGCAUUGCCAUCCUGGUUGAUGACAUGGCAGACACCUGUGGCACAAUUUGCCACGCUGCUGAAAAGCUCAUGGAGGCAGGUGCAACCAAAGUGUAUGCCAUCCUUACUCAUGGCAUCUUCUCCGGGCCUGCGGUCACCAGGAUCAACAACGCAUGCUUUGAGGCAGUCGUAGUAACCAACACGAUACCCCAAGAGCAGCACAUGAAGGAGUCUAACAAAAUCCAGUUGAUUGACGUGUCCAACAUUUUGGCCGAGGCAAUCCGUAGGACCCACAAUGGAGAAUCCGUCUCCUUCCUGUUCAACUCUGUCCCUCUCUAGAUGCUGGUUGAUGUUUGAUGAUGGGUGCUACAGUUGAUGAUGAGUUGAUGGUGAUGAUGAUGAGUCAGAUAGGUGUAUUGAUAUCUCCUUGGUGUUUGCCGAAGCGAUACGGAGGACACACAACGGAGAGAGCGUUUCGUACUUGUUUAGUAAUGUUCCAUAUCACUAGGACUCAUCCUUGUACAUAACUACUCGUGUGGUCAAAGCACUGUUGUACCAUCAUGCUACGUACGUUAAUUAAUGUUGGAAAGUGAAUGGUACUGGUGCCUAAAUUUUCCUUUUUUUUUUUUUUUUUUCCUUCUCACAUGUGUAUUAUAUACAAGAUAUAUAGAUCAACAGAAGCUGAUUAAAGAAGUAAUAAAUAUAGGAUAAAGGUAUAGGAAUCCCAUUUCCCCAUUGGCAUAUGUAGGAGUGCCUAUUUUUAUACCACAUCAGGCCUGUGAGUAAUAUAUUAAUGUAAUGUAAUGCCUUAUACUAAAUGAUUAAUAAUUAAUCACACCCAUUUCUCUCCCUUGAUGCAGACGCAAAGGGACAAGUUAAAGAAAUAAGAUAUCUUUUGUUAUAUUGUCUAAAUAUGUUUUGAGAGCAUAUAUAUAUUUUCAAUAAAUUUCCCAAAUUUUUGUAUUUCAAAGAUAUUGACUUGCUGCCCUGUCCUUACCUGAGUAUGCUUGGUUCCAGAAGUUGAAAAUUUAUGAAAGUGUGAGUGUGGGUGGCCUGGAGCAGUUAGUUGCUGUGAUGAAUGAAAUACAGAUGAUAAACAAGAGUAAUAAUCUAAGAAGCAUGCACGUACACACCAUUCAAUACUACAUACACAGGCACACACAGACACCGUUGGCACAACCAUGCAUACAUGAUCAGGCACACAUAUCCAUGGACACUUGCAUGCGUCUUCACAGACAUGCAAUUGUAACCACACAAACACACAGAUAUGUCCCUAAAGAUGUAUACACUUGUCUCCAUAGACUGACAUAUGUCUCUCCACAUAGGCAUGCACAUGUCUCCACUCACACACAUCUUUACAGAUGUGUACACACCUCCAGAGAUGCACACAUCCACAUGGAAGGACACAUAAACACAUCUCUACACGCAUGAUUGUCUCUCUACAGAUACAUUCGUUCACAUGCCUACAGAUGCACUCAUGUCUGCAGGCACACACAUCCCCACAGGCACAUGCAUGAACUCUACAGUUGCACUUACACAUCUCCACAGGCAUUCUUGGAGAUGUGCAUUUGAUCAUGCAGGCAGUUGCAGGCAUCCCCAUAGACACAUGCAGGCUUGCCAACAAUGGUCCUGCAAGCAGACACAUGCAUACUCAUUGACACACAGCUCACUAGCACAUGCUUGCUGGCACUUGUAUGCCCUCUCAUUAGCACAUAGAUGCCCACCCAUUGACAAUGCCUGUAGUCACAUGUAUGCACCUCAGCUGAUACAUUACCUGCAUGUUCACACACUGGUAAACUUGCACAGAACAUGCACACUUGCAUGUAGGAUGCACACAUGCAAGGAGAGGGAGAGUGCUCAUGCACACACGUAGAGUUGCACAUGCACACGCACACGCACACGCACACGCACACGCACAUGCACACGCACAUGCACAUGCACGCGCACAUGCAUACGCACAUGCACACGCACGCAUGUAGAGUUUUACAAGCUCAUGCAUAUAUGCAGAGCUGCACAGGCACAUGCGCACCUAGCUGUUCAGGCAAAUGCAUGAAAUACAGACACAUGCAUGUCCAUCAGAGCUGCACAAGAAUAGGCAUGUGCAUUCAGACCUGCACAGGCACAUGCACAUGCAUGCAGAGUUGCACAGGCACAUGCACGCAGCACAGGCACAUGCACGCAGCACAGGCACAUGCACGCAGAGUUGCACAGGCAAAUGCACGCAGAGUUGCACAGGCACAGGCACGCAGCACAGGCUUAUGCAUACAGCACAUGUACACAACAAAGGCACAUGCAUGCAGCACAGACAUGUGCACGCAGCACAGGCACGCAGGGCAGGCACGUAGCACAGGCACAUGCAAGCAGCACAGGCACGUAGCACAGGCACGCAGCACAGGCACAUGCAAGCAGUACAGUCACGUAGCACAGGCACAUGCAAGCAGCACAGGCACAGGCAUGCAGCACAUGCACACAACAAAGGCACAUGCAUGCAGCACAGACACGUGCACGCAGCACCGGCACAUACACGCAGCACAUCCACGCAGCACAGACACGUGCAUGCAGCACCGGCACAUACACGCAGCACAGACACGUGCACGUAGCACAGACAUAUCCAUGCUGCACAGGCACAUGCAUGCAGCAUAGGCUCAUACAUGCAGCACAAAAACAUGGAUGCAGCACAGGCAUGUGCAUGCAGAGCUACACAGGCAUAUGCACUCAGCACAGAGAGAGGCACAUGUACUAUGCACAUGCAUGCGGAGCUGCACAGGCACAGGCAUAUAGCACAUGCACAUGCAAGCUUAUGGACUUGCACAGGCACACACAAGCAUGUAGAAAUGCACUGGUGCAGCCAAGAAUAUAGAGGUGCACAUUUAAGCAUGUUGGGCUACACAAGCACAUGUCGGCAUAUAGACAUAGAGGUGUACAGCUAAUGCAGGCAUGUAAAGUAAAGGUACACAGGCACUCUCUCUCUCUCUCUCUCCUCUCUUCUCUCACACACACACACACACACACACACACACACACACACACACACACACACACACACACACACACACACACACACACACGCACACAGAUGCACACAUCUGUAUGUAUUUAUCUCUAAAUAUACAUAGGCAUGUUUGUGCACAUGCAUUUUCAAAUUUUUACAUAUACCCAAGUUUAAUACACAAUUAUGUAUUGUAGUUUUGAGAGUGACUGUGUAGUGAACGUAUAUUCACUUAUGUGUAUGUGUGAUGUGUUUGUGUGUACAUUCGUGUAUGUACGCACAGAUGAGUGUGUGAAUAUAUAGUAUGUAAAUCUGAUACAGCUUUUGUGUCUACUGAUUUAGUGUACUUAAGAUUCAAAACCUUAAUGAAUGUCAAGAAAAGAUUAUACCUCUGAGAGAGAGUGAAUGGUGUGAUGUGUAUGGAUUUGUAUUCUCUUUGGUAAAUGUUUUUUGUUAUAGUUUACUGCAUUGCGUAUAUACCUUUUAUCUCCUUUUUUUUUUACGAGUAUUUGAAAGUAAUGGUCUGUGUUAUAUAGGUUGAUACUAACAUUCUGAAGGUUAAGGGCAUUGAAUACGAUUUUUCACAUACCAAAAUUGUAUGACAAAGCAGGUGUAGGAGUGGUAGUCGAUAUUAACACGAGUGCUGAAUUAACUUGCAUCUGUUUUAAACCAGUUUUUAUUUAUUUUGUGUAUUGAAAAGAAAAAUAUAGGAGACAGAUUAGGAUCCCACCUCCUAGGAUGGAAUGGUUUGAUAGUUUACCUUGCUUUAUUGGAAAAAUAGGAUGGAGUGUAGAGUGGGCAUUAAGAAUGGAGGUUGUAUAAAGAGAGAGGGAGGGAAAAAUAAUGAUGGAAGGAAAAGAGAGUUUGAAUAUGGUAAGCAUUUAGUCACUUCUUACUACACAAAGGCAUAAUAUACCGAGGUCUGAGAGUAGAGAAUGUUGUGGGUUUGAUUUGUUUUUUCUCCAAUUUUUGCCUUCUGUGGGUGAUCAUUAAAAAAACAAAUGUUUGGAAAUUGGAGGGGUUAGAUAUUCAUUGAUGAAAUUUUUCUUCUUUAGUAAUAAACAUUUUACUGCAACUUUGUCAAUGAUAAAUAUUUUAACUAAGCAGCUUGAGCUUAGAGAAAACAAGAAAUGGAGCUUAAGGUACUUUGAUUUCAUAAAAUGAGGUUAUACUUGGGGUAUACUGGAUAGCAAUAUGUGAAUAUUAAGAAAAAUAUCUGUUUGAAGAAUAGUAUAUUCAUUUUAUUAGAAAUUCAAGGGCUUAAAUCUCAAGCUGUUGAUAUAUGCAUAAAGAUGGGGGCUAUGAGAGAGAGAAAACUACUUUUUGAGUAUAACAGUAAUAUAAUGUUUAACCAAAUUGUCAGAGAGAAUGGUGCAAAAAUGUGGGUGAGGAUGAAGUUGUACCUGUCUUUUAUUGCCUGUUAUUGUUGGAUUUGUCAUUCCUGUAGGUUGUUAUAGAUAAUAUUUUGUUUCCCAGGAUAUUGCUUACAAAAGACACGUUGGAGGAAACAUUUACUGAGAAUGAUCAGUGUUUGUAUUAUUUGUCCUUAUGAAUUCGUGAAAACAUGAACUCGUGAGAACAUGAACUUUCUGCUGGUUUGUCAGAUGGAACUUUUAAAGUAUGUAUCAUUUAGCUCUUAAGAUGUUUGGUGAAUUUGCCAUCACUGAAUGCUUGUAAUUUUUAAAAAUUCAAUGUUGCCUUGAUAAAGAAUACUAUAUGAAUAUAGUCAUGAUGGGAGUCUCAGCCUAAAUUAGGAUGAAUUAAGAGUAAAAUUCACAUUUGCUCAAUUUAAUUUAUUCUUCAACAUGAAAGAACAAAGCCAGUGAAUAUAGUUAUAGAUAAAGGAUUUCAGAUAAUUAUUAUCCACGUAAUAUAAGUUUAAGACACUUUUUGAGGUUUUCAUUUGUAAAGCUUUGUCGUCUAUAGUGCACAGGAGGGAUUGUGCUGAUUGUAGCUUCAGUGUGGAAAUGCACUGUAGACUUCACUGAAAAUGUCAUGAAUUAUUUUUGAAGCAAGUUUUAUUAAAAUGAGAUGAUUUAUGAAUUGGAAUGGAGAUCAUUUUCCUCUGCAAUCAUUAUUAGAAUCAGAAUAUUUUGUUGUUUUAUGGUGUUAUGUUUAUGAUUGUUUAUCAUUUAAAAGAGCUGUAAUAAAUUUGAUGAAAAUGUGGAAAAGUAAAUUCAGUUAUAGAAACAAGUCAUACAUUUCCUCAUUAAGAAAACUAUUGAAGAUAGGGAUUUUGUAUCUUCAGACAUGUUAUUUCACUUGAGAUGUAUUUUACACAACCUGGAAAGAUAUGUUACAUGAUGAUGAGUAGUUUCCUGUAUCCCUAUAAUGAUGUUGGUAUUGGACUAUGUGCAUGGAGACCGGAAGGAUCUGUGUGCAUAGAUUUGAUUAUUAUUUUCCUUUUUUAUUUAUUUAUUUUUUUAUACUUUGUUUACACUAAUUGUUUGUAUUGUGUAUUUAUAUACCAAAACUUUAUUGAAUUGGGCAGCUUUAUUGAAGAAUCUAUAUUAUACAAGAUUUACUGGGAUGUUUAAUUGGGGAAGGGCUUGUA
This is a messenger RNA of Penaeus monodon (black tiger shrimp), 6716 nucleotides long. It is a transcript of the gene Prps, whose product is annotated as ribose-phosphate pyrophosphokinase 2. Gene Ontology annotation, molecular function: ribose phosphate diphosphokinase activity; magnesium ion binding. The transcript is spliced from 9 exons. Bases 241 to 1512 code for a protein of 423 amino acids. Gene Ontology annotation, cellular component: ribose phosphate diphosphokinase complex; cytoplasm. Lineage: Eukaryota; Metazoa; Arthropoda; Malacostraca; Decapoda; Penaeidae. The record is from RefSeq and is a predicted model, not a curated record. Gene Ontology annotation, biological process: ribonucleoside monophosphate biosynthetic process; 5-phosphoribose 1-diphosphate biosynthetic process; purine nucleotide biosynthetic process.